AUUACGCAGGGAAUAUGUCUUCCUCUAAAUGCUGUGUGCGGGUAAAACGCAAAAACAUUGAUGCCCAGUCCAUGCAUUUAUAUAUUCAGACAUGAAAUGAAUUAGUCAGCAAAAUUACAAUUCAUCUAAAGGUUCAAGUUUUUCAGUGCUUUAUAAUCCAUAUGAACCUCUGUUUUUCUUGUGAACAGAGGCUAUAAACCUGGGUUUUUUUCCUACUUAUUGUGUCUGUCGUUGAAAGAGUAUUUUACAGUGUUGUGGGAAUUGAAUUUACAGAGGAGCAUCAAAUUUGGCUUGCAUUCAACUCUGGUUCGUUCCCCUGUUUUGGGUUUGUGCAGAUCCCCUUCCUUGAAGACUUGCAGUGAUAUCGAUUCCACUCGAUGAUGAUGCAUGUAGAAUCACCAGUUUUGAGAUCAUCCCCAUUGAACAAUGCAGGUUCGCAAUUUAAUCUGCAUUUGAACAAUGUGAACCACCAACACCAUUGUUCUCCUUCCUGGAACGGUUUGCAUCCAUCAAGGCUUUGCCCACAUAUUCAUGAUAAUAAUCACUUUACAUUUCAAGGGGAUCAUGAUAAUGACAUGAGUGUUUUGGACAAUAGUUUAAAGCUUGUGGAAAGAGAAAGCAUGCAGAGAGUUCCUAAGAUAAAAGAAGAACAUGUUGAAGGAGGAGUUUUGGCAGAGACCAAUCCUGAGGUAGAAGUUGGUGGUUGUAAAUUCAGUUUGCUUUCUUAUCCUCAGCUAAAAAGAAAGCGCCCCGCAAAGCUUAACAUUCCUAAGGUUCCGAGAGAGCUUAAAAUGGUUGGUCUUAAUGAGAAAAUUGUCAAGGAAGAAAGCAGUAGCUUUGAAGGGGAUCACUAUGGUUUUUACUGUAAUAAAGGAAAGAAGGAAAAUAUGGAAGAUGCCCACAAGAUUAUUACAAACAUCAACGGAGAUGAUCAGCAGGCUUUCUUUGGUGUUUAUGAUGGGCAUGGAGGCCGUAAAGCUGCAGAUUUUGUUGCAGAAAAACUUGGACAAAAGAUCGUGGAUUUGAUGAUUAUGUCAGGAGGACAAGAUGGAAAGCUAGAGAAGACAAUUAAAGAUGGGUAUUUAGCAACAGACAAUGACUUUCUAGAGCAGGGUGUAAGCAGCGGGGUUUGCUGUGUAACUGCUUUGAUUAAGGAUGGUUGUUUAGCUGUUGGCAAUGCCGGGGAUUGUCGUGCAGUGCUAAGCAGAAGUGGAAAUGCUGAAGUUCUUACCUGUGAUCAUAAACCAGGAACAGAGAAAGAAAAGAAAAGGAUUGAGAAUCUGGGUGGUUAUGUGGGUAUCCAUGGCGGAGUGUGGAGAGUACAGGGAACCUUAGCUGUAUCUAGAAGCAUUGGAGAUUUGCAUCUGAAACAGUGGGUAACAGCUGAACCAGACACCAGAAUGUUGCCUAUUACUUCUGAGUGUGAAUUUAUGAUAAUGGCAUCUGAUGGGCUCUGGGAGAAGGUCAGCAGUCAAGAAGCAGUGGAUAUUGCAAGGCCUUUUUGUAUAGAAGAAAAGCAAGGACACAAUAACCGUUCUGAUCUACUUGAUGAAGCAUGUAAUGAAAACAGUAGCUUCCCACCCAAAACAAGGAAAUUCUCUUUGGUAAAUGUCUCAAAGGUCUUGGAAGACAGUAAUGUGAAUGGCAAUGGCCAAGAUCUUACAGAGAAUCUAGAAAGCUCUAUCUCACAGCAAUUGUGUAGGGCAGGUUCAAUGGCAGCUUGCAAAAAGCUUGUGGAGCUCUCUGUAUCAAGGGGUGCACUUGAUGAUAUUAGUGUCAUGGUUGUUGAUCUCAGAAAUUUCUGCAGAAGAAAGACUGAUAAUGAGACAGCCUCAAAUAAGAUCAUAAUUUAGACAAAAUCCAAAUCUAUAAAAGAAAAUCCGACCCAUUUUUGGUUAAUUUUGUACAUAAUUUAAUACCAGAAACAAGCUUUUAGUUCUAUUGAUUUUUAGCAGGCCCGAGUUUGCAAGAAAGUAUGUUACAGUAGGCAGUUUUUCAGAUUCUAAGAAAUUUCCUUCUCUUUUUAGAGGAACUGAGAAUUGACCUUGGGAAGUACUUUGAAUUGCCAUACCCAAGA
Messenger RNA from Cryptomeria japonica (Japanese cedar), 2077 nucleotides. Its product is annotated as probable protein phosphatase 2C 2. The transcript has 5 exons. Bases 378 to 1853 code for a protein of 491 amino acids. Gene Ontology annotation, molecular function: cation binding; protein serine/threonine phosphatase activity. Gene Ontology annotation, biological process: protein dephosphorylation. The record is from RefSeq and is a predicted model, not a curated record. Lineage: Eukaryota; Viridiplantae; Streptophyta; Pinopsida; Cupressales; Cupressaceae.